AUGACAUGUCAGGAAGUAGAAUCACUAACUGUCACUAAUCAAAAUGGUCCAUUAAACAUCUCGGAAUCUGAAAAUUCAAGUCAUCAAGAAAAAUACGAUGCCAGAAUGAAACCUACAUCCAUUUCAUCCUUCGAUGAAUCACUACAAUUGGAAGAAGAAGGACAAGCUUUUUCUUCACAAUCAUUCAUGAAAAUUCGAAAUAAUUAUUCAUUGCUGGCAACUCAUGAGAAUCAAUUGCAAUCAAAAAUUUCAGCCAAAAUCAUUGAUGAAUUUCACGAAUCGUCUCUCGAACAUGAUCAUUCAAUUUCAUUCACGAAAGAAUUAUUUGGAAAUUAUUUUUUGAAAUUUGAAACUCUAAUUACUAAUUUAGGAAUUUUAGGUGGAAUUUUACUUGUCGUGUAUUUGGGUCACACCAAAAAUUCAUUGCUAUUUGAAACGACCGAAAGAGUGUAUUCGAGAGAUUUAUUCAUUUCCAUUUGUUUCAUUUCUUUAAUUUGUGGCUUUUUCACACUUCGACGAGUUGAAAAAAAUUCAGAAAUUGUUCUUUCGAGAGAACAAACCGAAGAAUGGAAAGGUUGGAUGCAAUUGGCUUUUCUAUUGUAUCACUAUUACAACGCUCAAGAAUUGUAUGCUCCGAUUCGAGUUUUUGUGAGCAGUUACGUUUGGAUGUCAGGUUUUGGAAACUUUUCGUAUUUUUAUAAUAAGGGUGACCUGUCGUUUGGAAGAUUUUUACAAAUGUUGUGGAGAUUGAAUUUUUCUGCCGUUGCAUUUUGUCUAGUCACAGGAAACAGCUAUUUUCUCUAUUAUAUUGUUCCUCUCCAUACCAUGUACUUUGUCAUGGUCUUCUUUGUGAUGAAAAUUGGAAACCCGUUUUGGAAUCAAAACAAUCUCAGAAUUCGAAUCAAAUUAAUUGUGAAUUUAUUUUUAAUUUAUGCCAUUUGGGAAUCACCAUCCUUGUAUCAUUUUGUUUUUGCUGGACCCUUUGGUUGGUGGAAACGAUAUUUAUGGUCCUCCAAUUUGGCUUAUCAUGAUUUCUAUUUUAGGACUUAUUUGGACCAUUAUUCUGCCUUCUUUGGAAUGCUUUUUGCUUUAAAUUACAAUUCUUUGAAGGAUUUAUUGAAUACCAUUCAGAAGAGAGAAUGUCGACAAGUGGUGAGUGUGGCCCUAAUUGUGAUGUGUACAAGUAUGAUUAUCUUGUGGGGCUACAUUUAUUUUCCAACUUCAAAAUUCACUUACAAUUCCUUCCAUCCAUAUUUUAGUGUGGUGCCUAUUGUGUGUUUUGUGUAUUUGAGAAAUGCAACUCCGCUGCUAAGAAGUUACUACAUGAAAAGUUUUCAAACGAUUGGAAUGGUGACCUUGGAGACUUAUUUAUUGCAACAUCACGUCUUGAUGACUGAUAAUGCGAAAAGUGUGCUUGUGAUUCGAGGAUUGAGCGAAUUUCCUCUCAUGAAUACCAUUCUUGUGUCCAUCUUGUUUAUGGUGUUAUCGUAUCAACUCUAUGAUGUGACAAUGAAUUUGAGAGAUUUUUUAUUCGAAAGAGUGAUGGAUUGGAAGAGUUUUGGAGUACUCUUUGGAUGGUGUGGAAUAUUAUAUUUCCUUAUUGAUACCUUACAAGAUUCCUUAUUAAGGCAAGAAAAUUUAUUCUUGAUUGUGAGUUUUGUGGCGUUUCUUGCGUUUCUUCAAUGGGCUGGAAUUGCAGCUUUCAAGUAUUUAUCGACUCAAUUCACACAAGAACGACUUUCUCUCGUUUUGGGUGCUUGUGGAUUCUUUGCAUUUUUCACCAUUCAUGUCACACGCUUUAUUCAACAUCUCAAUUCCUCUUCCAUCAUUCAAAAAGAAGUGAACGGUUUUAUCGGACACAGCUAUUAUCAAGGAUUUUUGGUCAUUUUUAGCGCCUUGAGCAUUCUACUAAGUGGAGAUUCACUUUUUGGAGUGUUUCAUGUCUUGUAUCGAGUCUUGACUUGGAAUUUUUCACAAUCACUCAUUCCCGAGAAGCAGUCUGUGCAGGAACAACUACUGCUUUCUCAUGAACAAUCUGGAACUGCUAAGAAAGCGGAAUGUCAACCUGAAAUGAAAGAGAUCCCCACGAAAAUACUGAACGACCACCCAUCCAAAUAG
This is a messenger RNA of Naegleria fowleri, 2118 nucleotides long. RefSeq lists its product as uncharacterized. Gene Ontology annotation, biological process: carbohydrate metabolic process. Gene Ontology annotation, cellular component: Golgi apparatus. Bases 1 to 2118 code for a protein of 705 amino acids. Lineage: Eukaryota; Heterolobosea; Eutetramitea; Acrasida; Naegleriidae. The transcript has 2 exons. Gene Ontology annotation, molecular function: acetyltransferase activity. The record is from RefSeq and is a predicted model, not a curated record.